Aspergillus ruber CBS 135680 is the source of this 456-nucleotide messenger RNA. RefSeq lists its product as uncharacterized. Gene Ontology annotation, molecular function: transferase activity, transferring alkyl or aryl (other than methyl) groups. The transcript has a single exon. Lineage: Eukaryota; Fungi; Ascomycota; Eurotiomycetes; Eurotiales; Aspergillaceae. The record is from RefSeq and is a predicted model, not a curated record. Bases 61 to 417 code for a protein of 118 amino acids.
GACAAUUAACCAGAAAAGUCAAUAUAUGUAUCGCCUACAGCGGAAGACGAGAAAUCGUACAUGGAAUGCAGACAACAAUCUACAACAAAACGCCAGCACCACUCGUCUACUGGGCUACAAAAGAACCUAAGGUCAAUCUCCAUCCGGCAUCUAUUAGCUACUAUUCAGGAAUGGUCCGUGAGCUCUCCUUGUAUCGUCUUGAAGCAAAAGGGGAUCCCCCGCCGAACAUCAUCAUCAGGACCUCGCGGAAGGACAAGACUUAGUGACUACAUGCUAUGGCAGUGUUGUGAGAAUACUCACCUGCGCUUUAUUACUUGCUAUUUGUCGGAGAUUCGGACCUGGCGCCUAGUACUUGCGGUGUUUAACUGGAGGAGGGGGUUAUCUUUUUACAUGUGCUCGCCGAAUCCCAAGCCCUAACAUUCGUACACGGUCAUGUGACAUCACGAUUCAAUAAUU